AUGCCCCCUGGUUUUGAAAGCCCGAACGACGUGAUCAUAGAGGACGAGACGUCUUUGGAAGAAAGGGCACAGAGUACUCCAUCCCCCCCACCGGUACAAAGCAACCUCACGGCAUUAUCUCAAAGGUUCACACCGCCACAGCUUCUGACGACUUCUGCCGUCAUGAAGGCAAUGGCAGAGUUGUCCAGUAGAAGGGAAGAGGGGAAUCAGAUUGUGGCUGCCAGUACUCCUCCAGGUUCGAUGCCUGUCAGGAACCUCUAUGAAACUUUGGAGUGUGAAGUGAUGCUACCAGUGCCACCAGAACCAAUACUUGUCCGCAAUGAACCUGCUGUGUUCCAAACCACCCUUUCAGGGGUGGCAGCCGACUGGUAUAAAAAGUUACCAGCAGGAUCAGUAUUCAGCUUCCGGCAGAUACAAGAGGACUUUGUAAGACGGUUCAUUAGCAAAGUUGAACGAAAGAAGACAUCAGGAGAGCUGAUGUCGAUCUCGCAAAGGCCGAAAGAGUCGCUGAGAGAAUACCUGACCCGGUUCAACAACGAGUCCAUCACCAUUCCUGAUUUGCAACAGGAAAUAGCAGUUUUGGCCCUGUUAAGAGGAAUGCAGGAAUGUGAGUUCAAGAGAUACUUGGGGAGGAAGUCGUUCACUUCGCUAGGGGAGGCUUUGAGAAAAGCAAAUGAAUACAUCAGGAGCGAUGAGUUAAUGCUGAUAUCACCCAUGGUAGCAGGGAAGAUAGUGCAGCCAGCCAGGAAGGAUCAGGCUCCCACACAACAGCACAAUUACCGAAAGGAUAACAACAGAAAAGAGGGCCUCCAGCAGAGAGGAGGAUUCCAGAAUAGGCAGUCGGUAGGGGCGUAUCAGGUAUAUACCCCACUCAACACUGCCAGAGCCACCAUCUACGCAGUGAACAAAUCAGCCGCAUGGAGGAAGCCGUUACCGUUGGAUUCUCCAGGUAACAAUAAGAACUUUUGUGCUUUCCAUAACGAUCAUGGUCAUUGCACGGAACACUGUAAAGAGUUGAAAGACAACAUCGAAGAGUUGGUAAGGAAGGGAUAUCUUUCCCAAUACAGAGCCCGGCAAGAGGGCCAAGGUGGAAGCAACAGGCAGGGCGGUUCGCAUAGUCACGCCCCAUACAUACCUACUCAACCGGGGUACCCACAGUCCGCUGGUAGGAUCGAGCAAGCACCUCCACCAAGACAAGAAAACCGGUCAUUGGCAGAAACGAGUAAAGAGGGGGCUGAUAGAGGAAAGAGACCCACCAUUUGGGUGAUCUCAGGAGGGACCGUGCACGGAGGAACGAUUAGUGGGGCAGUGAAGAAUCUGAAAGAACAUCGACACUUGGUAAGCUACCAUAGUACGAGAAAAUGGCCAGAGCCACCCCCGUUGCCGGCCAUCGCUUUCACUUCAGAGGAUUGUCGUGGCAUCAUAUACCCCCAUGACGACCCGUUGGUAUUAGAGCUGGAAGUGGCGAACUUUCCAGUCAAGAGAUGCCUGAUCGACGGAGGCAAUUCGGCAAAUAUCAUCUUCUGGGAAGCUUUCGUCCAGUUAAACAUAGACCACACAGAGUUGUCAAGAGUAAACUAUCCUGUGAUCGGAUUCUCAGGAGCUAGCGUAUACCCCGAGGGCAGCAUCCGUUUGCCAGUUCAGAUAGGCAAAGGAGCAUCGGCCAGAGAUAUGAUGGUCGAUUUCUUGGUGAUCAAGGUACCGGCAGCAUACAAUGUCAUAAUUGGUCGACCGUUCAUCCAUGACGCACAGGCAGUAGUUGUUAGGUUAUGA
This is a messenger RNA of Spinacia oleracea (spinach), 1773 nucleotides long. RefSeq lists its product as uncharacterized. The record is from RefSeq and is a predicted model, not a curated record. Bases 1 to 1773 code for a protein of 590 amino acids. The transcript is spliced from 2 exons. Lineage: Eukaryota; Viridiplantae; Streptophyta; Magnoliopsida; Caryophyllales; Amaranthaceae.